CCUUAAAAGCUUGGCAAGCUGGCGAGCCUGUAAUUCUUCAAACGCUUCCUAUGCGACUAUUUAGCGGCAAGUUCGCGGGAACGGUCGUAUCACCCACCUUACCACGUGCAGCACUUACGCGCGCGACAAGUCGCAAGUACCGUCGAGCUGCCCUUGAUUUCCACCAUGUCCGGCUUUCUGAAAAGCGUUUUCAAGCUGCUCGGCCUAGGGAGGGCUCGACACCUCGUUGGCUACGACUUGGAACGGAACGCAUACUACGAACUACCCAAUGCAUUCGGCAGCACAGACCCCCGUCAUACACGUCGAAUGAUUCAAUACAGCAAGAACAAGUCCAUGGGGGAUCACAUCAUGGACCAAAAACGCUUACCGGUCCAGUGGACCCUCUGGCUUAGACAUACAAGGCAAGACCCGCCGACUAUCGAGGAGCUACAGCGAGACGUCCAACGCAUAGCUGUCACGCAACGCAAUGCUCGUAUACUCGAGGCCAAGUAUGUUGAAGAGCAGGAGCGAAGGAACGCGCUAAGGCAGGCCGAGCAUGGCUCCGCAAUAGCCCUUCUCGGUGGAGUGGCGCCUGUGAGUGAGGAAGCUUCGCGCGCAUCUAUGCGAAUACAGCCGUCAUCCGCACCACAAGGAUCGUCAUCGUCCGCGGCAGGCUUUGCCCCUCGCCCAAGUGCACGCCGUGUCGCCACCGUUCCGACGAGCUUUGUCUCCGACAAGGAGGCGGAUGCAGAACGAGAUUCACGCGUUCUUUCCGAGCAAGAGCUGGCACAGGGCAGCGUGCGACAGGAACGCAUUCCAGAUAACGACGUAUGGGCUGCAGCGCGACAGAGGAUACGCGCCCAAGAUGGGGCGCAGGCAACGUCAGCACAACCGGCGCCUACAGCAGGCGGCGAGAGUUUAUAUUCGGAAGCGAAAGCUCUUCGGGCUUUGCGCCGCCAAGGUCAGGCUCGCGAUACAGCAGAGAAGGCACGGGCCAGACAGGAGAUGGGCAAGAGCGUCCUGAGUGCAUUUGAUGUUGACGUGCAAGAUGAGGUGGAUGGGGUGCCGAGUGCGAGAUUCGAGCCGCGUGCGCGGCAUAGUUAGGGUUGUAGGCGUAAUACAAGAUUUAUCAAAUCAUCACC
Molecule: messenger RNA, 1121 nt
Organism: Tilletiaria anomala UBC 951
Lineage: Eukaryota; Fungi; Basidiomycota; Exobasidiomycetes; Georgefischeriales; Tilletiariaceae
Exons: 3
Coding region: 166-1083 (305 amino acids)
Biological process (GO): mitochondrial respiratory chain complex I assembly
Cellular component (GO): membrane
Source: RefSeq, a predicted model, not a curated record